Molecule: messenger RNA, 2407 nt
Organism: Procambarus clarkii (red swamp crayfish)
Lineage: Eukaryota; Metazoa; Arthropoda; Malacostraca; Decapoda; Cambaridae
Product: probable cytochrome P450 49a1
Molecular function (GO): heme binding; oxidoreductase activity, acting on paired donors, with incorporation or reduction of molecular oxygen; monooxygenase activity
Source: RefSeq, a predicted model, not a curated record
GAAGGGUCCGUCCAGAGAGUCGGUCUUCCUUACCUACGAGCUAGUGAGCUGCUCGUCAGUGUUAGUGCAACUACAGUUGCGCUAACACUGCCGAGCCGCUCUACAGUUGUCUCGCCUCUGCAGAGGGACAGACUUCGUGCAUUUCUACAAAUAGGAAACAAGCAAUCUUCACGUAGGACGUGAAAGAGGGAAGACGUUCAUCUUUUCCUGUUGGUACUCAACAAAUCAAAGAUGGUCAAUGCAUUACGUACUGGGGUCCUCGGGAAGAAUGGUGUCCUUCCUAGAGCACUCCUCGCCCUUCCUUCAUCCCGUUCCAUUAUCUCCUCACGUUCUGUCCUCCCUGGAGGUCCCUCUGGCCCCUGGAGAUCCCGGGGGAUGUCCUCCAUGGCCGGAGUGGCGCCCUCGCUGGCCACGUCAGACUUCCACUCUCUCCCUCGGCCACACUCUGAGAUCCCGGGCCCCAGGUCAUGGCCGCUGCUGGGGACCUUACCUGCCAUGCUCACUGAUCCGGCUUAUGAUGUUUCUCGACUGCCGCGUCUCUGGGAAUCUUACUUCAAGAAAUAUGGUCGAAUUUUCAAGUUGAACAUCCCUGGGCAAGGAGAUGUUGUGUUCAUCUCAGAUCCCAGAGACAUUGAACACCUCUUCAAGGAGAUGUCUGACAACCCUAUCAGGCCAUUUUUUGAUUCCUUGAAGAAAACUCGCCUGAUGAAUAAAACCAAGUUUUUUAAGGAAAAUAGAACAGGAAUCUUUACCGAGCAGGGUGAGGACUGGUGGCGGGUGAGGAGCCUAGUGCAGGUGCACUCUACAAGGACCAAGACCGUGGCUCAAUACCUGCCACAGGUCGACCAGGUGGCCCAGGAGUUUGUCGCCAGGUCAGCCCAACAGCGGGACCACAAGAAUGAGCUUCCUUGCGAUUUUCUCGAAGAUAUUUUCAAGUGGGCGUUGGAGUCUCUGUGCCUGGUGGCCCUCAACAAAAGAAUGGGAUGCCUGGAUAACAGCGAGGAAGGGCUCAGGAUCAUCAAGGCCUCCAUCACCAUGAUUAAUUCAAUAACUGAUUGUGAGUUUGGCGUCCACCUCUGGAGGUAUUUCACCACCCCGGCGCUCAGACGCAUGUGGAAGGCUCAUGACUACGUUCUCGAUGUGGUCUUGGAGAAGGUUGGCCAGGCUAAGAAAGACCUGGAAGCCCGUAACCCCAAAGACUCGGGCGAGCUGAACAUCUUGGAGUCUCUCCUCGCCACUCCGGGUCUCUCCCUCGAGGACGUUAUCACCUUCAUGGUCGACCUCUUCUUAGCCGGGAUUGACACGACGUCAUCGAGCUCAAUGUUUACCAUCUACAACCUGGCCCGACAUCCAGACAAGCAGGCCAGACUACAGCAGGAGCUGGAUCAGGUACUGGGAGACGGGAGCCAGACUCUCACCACACACCAUAUGGCCAGACUCACUUACACCAAAGCCUGUGUGAGGGAGACAUUGAGGAUCUUGCCAACAACCUCAGUAAUUACUCGUCGACCCCAGAGAAACAUAACUCUUCAAGGCUACAACGUCAGAGCCGGAUCUCAGAUAUUCGUCAGCAUGGAAGAGUCUGGCAAGAUGGAGGAAUACUUUCCCCGACCGACGGAGUUUAUACCGGAGCGCUGGCUGAGGGACAAUCCGGGCCGUCUCACUAACCAGUUCGCCUCCAUACCCUUCUCCGUUGGGACCCGCAUGUGUGUUGGUCGGAGGCUGGCCGAACAGGAGGUCUACGUCCUGCUUGCCAGGCUGUUCCUGAAGUAUAACUUGGAGUACAAGCACGAGGAAUGGGAACCCUUGUACAGGACUGUGUAUAGGCCUGAUAAACCACAGCAGUUUACCAUGACCGAACGCUAGAAAACCCACUCCUGUGUUGAGGUGCACAUUGUAUGGAUGUUUGAUGAGCUCAUUUAACCUAUCCUCUUGAAUAAUACAUCGCAUUUUAAUGUCAAAAUCCCCAAUGGACAAAAUAUAGUGUAAUAUAUCAUCAUAGCAACUCACAAACAACCACGUUUUCUGUCCGUGGGUCCAUCAUUUAGGUUACGUUUGAGCAAUUUGGUACAUUUUUUCUCGUCCAUUGUAAGAAACUCGAAAGGACGGGCUGGCGGGGCUGGAAUAAGUCAUACUGAACUCUGAGUAUGUGUUAAUCAGCAAUGAAGGAGCAUACGUUUCAGCUUGGUGGCGGAAAAGCUUAUGUAGCUGUAAGUAAAUAUUCACAUUUAGGAUAGUCAGGCCUGAAGUUUGAUUUAUGAUUGAUGACAUAAUCCUCCUUGUAUAUCCUUUAAAUGUUGGGAUAUCAGUUGUAUGUAAAACUCACACACUGUUACACAGUCCCAACAGAUGUAUACAUGUAUUUUUAUCAAGCAGCACGCAAAUCCAUAAUACAUAAUAAAACUCU